AACCUACCCGACCCGACCCUACUUCUCUCUUCAGUCGCAAAACCCUCGAGAAUUCCAAUUCCCGGGAAUCCCAUCUCUAUUCUCUCUUGAAAUCUCAUUUUCCAUAAGCAAGCACCUGAAAGUCCUUUUCUCAUCGUCUUGUACCCUCUCGUUCUCCAUUGUUUCAAUGGCCACGAGAAACAGGACUGCACUGUACAGAAAGCACAGGGAUGCUUGUAAGAGCGUCCGAGCUCCUUUAUCUUCGUCGGCAUCGGGUUCCGGCGGUCCGGUUAUUGAGAUGGUGACCGGUUCGCUUCUUCGGUCAAAUCGCUCUUCUUAUGCUCCUCUUAGCACUGAAGAUCCCGGUCCUUCUUGUAGGGAUGCCUUUACAGUGGGUCUUCCGCCAGAUUGGGUGGAUGAUUCUGAAGAAAUAGCUGUGAAUAUACAACAAGUUCGAACCGAAAUGGUCGAGUUAGCCAAGGCUCAUUCAAAGGCUUUAUUGCCUACCUUUGGAGAUGGUAAAGAAGAUCAACGUGUGAUUGAGGUGCUGACUUAUGAGAUCACGGAUAUUCUAAGGAAGUCCGAGAAGAGACUACAGAAAUUGUCUGUAGGUGCAUCGUCUGAGGAUUUCAAUUUUAGGAAAAAUGUACAGCGUUCUCUUGCAACAGAUCUUCAAAACCUUUCUAUGGAGCUCCGAAAGAAACAAUCAACAUAUUUGAAAUGCUUACAGCAGCAAAAGGAGGGACAUGAUGAGAAUGACUUGGAGAUUAAUUUGAAUGAGAGCAAAUCAAGAUUAGGUGACAAUGAUGAUGAUGAUGAAUUUACUGAUGUGGGUUUUAACAAGCACCAAAUGAGCAAGCUAAGGAGGAGUGAGCAUUUCUCUGCAGAAAGGGAGAGAGAGAUCAAGCAGAUGUUACAAUUUACUAAAACUGAAAAAGAAGGUAAAGAAAAGGCAAUCUUGUCCCAGAUUCAACUUCCUCAAAAUAUUCCCAAGAACAAAAAGACACUUGGAAGUAUGAAUAAGGGCGGGCGAUUCUCUAGUAACUGGGCUGUUGGCAUGAAUCUUUAAAAUAAAUUUCCAAGCUAUGGAUAUUUUUGCCACAUCACACGGAAAUUACCAUGUCAGCAUGUAUUUGCAUCACUGUGUUGAUAUGUUACAAAAACAUGCAAAAAAAGGAUUAGUUUUUUAGCUGCAGCAUAUUGACAAGAAUAUGAUGGAGCCUUUAUUAAUUUUUACUCUUUGCUGCUGAUUGAUGUUGACAUUGUUGAUCAGCAGUAGCAGUCACAGAGCACACAGAAAUUGCAAAAUUUGUUUGUCUUGUGCCUAGUGUGGUUAGAAACCAAGAACUGAAAAUUCCCUUGGAAUUUCUGCCUCAAGUGAAGAAUGUGUAAGGGAACAUGGAGAGACCUUUGUCCUUGUUUCUAAACCAACUUUCAGCUGGUGCUGCAACUUAUGAGAUAGAAACUGAUGUUUCUUGUAGGGAGGUAAUAUGGUUUCUGGAAUGACUUUCUCAUACAGUUUCUGCCGUGUAAGAGAUGUCCCCAAGCUCUUCAAUCUGUUUUUCUUGUGAACAUCACAAAGUCUUUGGUAAAUGGAAGAAGAAUAAUCAUUCAAGUUCAAGAGAAGCAUGAUCCCUUUGAAAAUUCAAUGGAUGUGUAUAGUUCCAGUUAGAGGUACCAUUAGAAUGAAAGAGUUGGAUCAAAUUGAACUUUCUUCUGAAUACUAGUUACAUUCGUUUUCUUCUCUACAAAAUGCUUUCUUCUAUACUCACCUACGCACCAAAUACAGCAUUUGGUGUUGAAUAUUAAUCAAA
This is a messenger RNA of Carica papaya (papaya), 1793 nucleotides long. The record is from RefSeq and is a predicted model, not a curated record. Lineage: Eukaryota; Viridiplantae; Streptophyta; Magnoliopsida; Brassicales; Caricaceae.